This is a messenger RNA of Elgaria multicarinata webbii, 941 nucleotides long. RefSeq names its product mitochondrial ribosomal protein L19 (gene MRPL19). Gene Ontology annotation, cellular component: mitochondrial large ribosomal subunit; ribosome. Gene Ontology annotation, molecular function: structural constituent of ribosome. The transcript has 6 exons. Gene Ontology annotation, biological process: translation. Lineage: Eukaryota; Metazoa; Chordata; Lepidosauria; Squamata; Anguidae. Bases 15 to 845 code for a protein of 276 amino acids. The record is from RefSeq and is a predicted model, not a curated record.
GAAACGAAACAGCGAUGGCUGCUGUUUGCAGGCGGCUCGGGGCGUUGUCGGGCGUGCGCGGCAGGUGCCUUUCUUUCUCAGUUGGACGCCUCAGCUCUAAAGAUGGAGAACCAGUAAAAUUUAAGCCACCUUCAAAGCCAAUGAUGGUUGAUGAAUCAAAGCCUCAUGCUGCAGAUAGACAAUUCUUGAGUCCUGAAUUCAUCCCUCCACGGCAGAGAACAAAUGCUUUAAAAUUCUACCUUGAAAGAAGAGAAAUGGUACAAAGGAGAAAAGUAAUGAAUAUUCCAGAGUUCUAUGUUGGAAGUACACUUGCUGUUACUGCAGCAGAUCCCCAUGCCAAUGGAAAGAGCAGCACUUUCGUAGGACUUUGUAUUCAGCGAUCAGGAAAAGGACUCGGUGGAACUUUCAUUCUUCGAAAUGUAAUAGAAGGACAGGGUAUUGAAAUUUGCUAUGAGCUAUACAAUCCUCUAAUCCAAGCGAUCAAAGUUUUGAAACUGGAGAAGAGAUUGGAUGAUAACUUGAUGUAUUUGCGAGAUGCCCUUCCGGAGUAUAGUGUGGUUGAUGUUAACAUGAAGCCUGUGCCACUUUCAGUCAGUGAAGAAGUUCCUGUCAACAAGAUGAAAGUAAGGAUGAAGCCUAGACCUUGGUCAAAACACUGGGAACAUCCAAAAUUCAAUAUCCAGGGCAUCAACUUUGACUUGUAUCUCCAUGAAAAAGACAGAACAAGAAUGGAAAAAUGGAAAAUGCCUUGGAGAGAAUUUGAUAUGAUGAAAGAGUAUGAUACAUCAAAAAUUGAGAAGAAAAUCUGGGUCGAAGUGAAUGAAGAGCUGAACAAAACAGUAUAGAAAUUAUGGAAAACUUUAUCCAGAAAGGCCAACAACAGUUAUUUUCGGUUAUUGAUUCUUUAAUUCUGCCAUAUUAAUAAAUAAUUUUACACUGCC